Phytophthora sojae is the source of this 1125-nucleotide messenger RNA. RefSeq lists its product as hypothetical. The transcript has 2 exons. Lineage: Eukaryota; Oomycota; Peronosporomycetes; Peronosporales; Peronosporaceae. The record is from RefSeq and is a predicted model, not a curated record. The coding region runs from base 1 to 1125 and encodes 374 amino acids.
AUGAAGUUCACUCUACCGGAAAACGCCUUCCCGGACGUGCAUCUGUCCAAGGAGCACCAAGACGCGCUUAUAGAAGAAGCCGAGAAUCUCGUGCGCGAGACGCUCGCAGCCAACGAGGCAUUCCUGGCUGACGGAGCCAAAUUUCGGGAUCCAAGAUGGCGACUAGUGCGAGCAAAAGAUGGGUUGAACGUGCGUCCAGCAGGUUUCGAAAUGAUCCUUCACGGAACAGUGGACGGAAUUCUGGACGACGCAAUGUAUGGGACUUUCGCCGCCACGGACCAGGCCUGGAUGUGGCGGAGCUCGCAUAUCAACGACCGCCUCGACGACGCGCGAGUGCUGGCGACUAUUAGAGGCCCCACAAAGGAGGACCCGUUCCGGUUCCUGGGUAUCAAGUGGUUCGUCAAAGAGCGCCCUGCUGUACUGACAGGUCUGGUGCAACAGCGUGACUACCUUAUCGUGGAGGCCACGGGGCUCAUGCGGGACUCGAAAGGAGAAAAGGUCGGCUAUUACUUGAUGCACUCCAUCUCUCUGCCUCGGAUCUUCCCGGAACUCACGGAUUUGGGUCUUCUUCGAGGAGAUCUGAGCCUCUGCUUCAUUGACCGCCAGCUUGGGCACCACAAAGUCGAGAAAUACUGCCGGAACUUCAGCGAUCCCCGGGGGAAAAUCCCUGAUCGAGUGGCUGUUGCGAUCACCGCGGACGCGCUCAUCUGCGCUGCGAGUAUCAUCGACUACGCGUACAUCAAGAAGCUCACGUGGCUCAUGAAGGAGAAAGGGGAGGAGAUUGCGGCGCGUCAUCGUCGACCAAGUGGCGAGGCGCGACCCAAAUGCUGUGAAAACUGCAGCAAAAGCUUCACCAAGUUCUCCCUGCCUGGGGCUCGAUCGGGUGUCGACUGCCAGAUCUGUCGACGAGUGGUAUGCGGACGCUGCAACAUGAUCAAGAAGAUGACGGUGGACAUAUCGGAGACGGGCGCUGUGAAGCAGUGUGCGCUGCGCUUCUGUCUGGAAUGCAUUCGGGAGGCCAAGGAGAAGUCGGUCUGGGAGAUGGCCCUGACUGGCGUCGAGACUGCAUCAGAAACGUCGUCUGCAUCUGCGUCUGGCUCAUCGCGGUCGGGACGCUACCGAUAA